GGGUGAGCUGACCGCCCCUGCCAGCCCAGAUUUUUGCAAUGCCAGGGCAGUGAGGAGGUGGAUUUAAUUUCGUCGUCUUGCACGGUAGCAUGGCUCCGGUCCGGAGGGAAGGCAGAUGGGAGAUGAUCUUUCUGUCGGGAUGUGUACUUCUGUCCGUUUGGGGAUUGCAACCGGCGCUGUCGAAAGUCUGCAACGACUACACGGGGCACGGACAGGACAACUCUUGGUACAUGGGCAAAGACAAGAAGCUGCCUAUCAUGGUGCUGAUGCCGAUGAACGAGUCUGCGCUGAUGAGCGGCAUCAGUCAGGGCAUCGAGCCCGCCGUCGAGCUGGCCAUCAGGCACAUACGCGAGUCCCGGCAGUACUCCUUCUCACUUGUCACCAAAAUCUACGACACUGAGUGUGAUAAUGCAAAGGGAUUGCGGGCCUUCUUCGAUGCCAUCUGCUACGGGCCGAAACACCUGAUGAUCUUUGGCGGGGUGUGUCCAUCCGUGACGUCCAUCAUCGCCGAGUCCCUAGAGGGCUGGAACCUGGUGCAGCUGUCGUUUGCUGCCACCACACCUGUCCUGGCUGACAAGAAGAAGUACCCCAAUUUCUUCCGGACUGUUCCGUCGGACAAUGCCGUCAACCCCGCCGUGGUCAAGUUAAUCAGCUUCUACAACUGGAGUCGUGUGGGCACCCUCACCCAGGAUGUCCAGCGUUUCUCGGAGGUCCGUAACGACUUGACCAGCGAGCUGGAGAAGGCCGACAUCCAGAUCGCCGACACCGAGAGCUUCUCCAACGAUCCUUGCAUCAACGUCAAGAAGCUGAAGGAUAAUGAUGUGAGGAUUAUAAUCGGGCAGUUUGAUGAGCACUUAGCCUCCAAGGUCUUCUGCUGUGCCUACAACCUGAACAUGUAUGGCAGUAAGUACCAGUGGAUCAUCCCGGGCUGGUACCAGGGCAACUGGUGGGAGCAGGCCAACUCCACCAACUGCACCACCAAGAAGCUGCUCACGGCCAUGGAGGGCUACAUCAGCGUAGACUUUGAGCCGCUCAGCGCCCGCCGGAUCAAAGGCAUAUCUGGACGGACGCCACAGGAGUACGAGCGCGAGUACCAGCGCGAGCGCGAGCAGAAGGGCGUGGAGCCCAGCAAGUUCCACGGCUUCGCCUACGACGGCAUCUGGGUGAUCGCCAAGACGCUGACGCGCGUCAUGGAGCAGCUGCAGGAGCGCGAGCACAAGGAGCGCAACUUCACCGCCGACGACCCCGAGGUGGGCCGCCUCGUCCUGGACAUCAUGAACGAGACCAACUUCUUCGGCGUGACGGGUCAAGUCAUGUUCAGGAAUGGAGAGCGGAUGGGGACCAUUAAAUUUAAUCAGUUUCAGGAGGGGCAGGAGGUGAAGGUGGGGGAGUAUAACGCCAUCGCAGACGUGUUGGACCUUAUCAACAACUCCAUCAGGUUUCAAGGCGUGGAGCCCCCUAAGGACCGGACAUUUGUGCGUCUGCAGCGCUGGCAUAUCAGCGUGCCGCUCUACAGUAUCCUGUCCACCAUCACCAUCCUGGGCAUGCUCAUGGCCGGAGCCUUCCUCUUCUUCAACAUCAAGAACCGCAACCACAGGCUGAUAAAGAUGUCCAGUCCGUACAUGAACAACCUGAUCAUCCUCGGGGGAAUGCUCUCCUACGCCUCCAUCUUCCUCUUCGGCCUGGACGGCUCCUUCGUCUCCGACAAGGAGUUUGAGACCCUCUGCACUGUCCGAACAUGGAUCCUCAUCGUGGGCUACACGACCGCUUUCGGCGCCAUGUUCGCCAAGACCUGGAGAGUCCACGCCAUCUUCAAGAACGUGAAAAUGAAGAAGAAGAUCAUUAAGGACCAGAAGCUGCUGAUUAUCGUGGGCGGCAUGCUGCUGAUAGAUCUCUGCAUCCUGAUUUGCUGGCAGAUUGUGGAUCCGCUCAAGAGGACGGUGGAGGAGUACAGCUUGGAGCCGGACCCCCAGGGACGAGACAUUGCGAUUCGGCCCUUCCUGGAGCACUGUGAGAACACACACAUGACCAUUUGGCUGGGGAUCGUCUACGCCUACAAAGGCCUCCUGAUGCUGUUUGGCUGUUUCCUGGCCUGGGAGACGCGCAACGUGAGCAUCCCGGCGCUCAACGACAGCAAGUACAUCGGCAUGAGCGUCUACAACGUGGGCAUCAUGUGCAUCAUCGGCGCCGCCGUCUCCUUCCUGACCCGCGACCAGCCCAACGUCCAGUUCUGCAUCGUGGCCCUGGUCAUCAUCUUCUGCAGCACCAUCACCCUCUGCCUGGUGUUCGUGCCCAAGUUCAUCACCAUGAGGACGAACCCGGACGCGGCCACGCAGAACCGGAGGUUGAACUUCACGCAGAACCAGAAGAAGGAGGACUCCAAGACCUCCACGUCGGUGACCAGCGUCAACCAGGCCAACACGUCGCGCCUCGACGGCCUCCAGACGGACAACCACCGCCUGCGCAUGAGAAUAACAGAGCUUGACAAGGAGUUGGAGGAGGUGACCAUGCAGUUGCAGGACACUCCUGAGAAGACCCCUUACAUCAAGCAGAACCACUACCAGGACCUCAACAACAUUCUCAGCAUAAGCAACUUCACAGAGGGCAAAGAAGGUGAGAAGGCCGUCCUUAAGAACCACCUGGAACAGAAGCCUCAGGCCCAGUGGGGCUCCAUGGAUCCUUCUAGAAUAAGCAGAGGUCCACUGGAGGACAUUAACUCGCCUGAGCAUGUCCAGCGCCGGCUCUCUUUGCAGCUGCCCAUCCUGCACCACGCCUACCUGCCCUCCAUAGGGGGGGUGGACGCCAGCUGCAGCAGCCCCAACGCCAGCCCCGGAUCCAGCCCGCGGCACAGACACAUGCCCCCCUCCUACCGGGUCAUGGUGUCGGGCCUGUGA
This is a messenger RNA of Sardina pilchardus (European sardine), 2894 nucleotides long. RefSeq names its product gamma-aminobutyric acid (GABA) B receptor, 2 (gene gabbr2). Gene Ontology annotation, molecular function: G protein-coupled GABA receptor activity. Gene Ontology annotation, cellular component: membrane; G protein-coupled receptor heterodimeric complex. The coding region runs from base 90 to 2894 and encodes 934 amino acids. The transcript is spliced from 19 exons. Gene Ontology annotation, biological process: G protein-coupled receptor signaling pathway; gamma-aminobutyric acid signaling pathway. The record is from RefSeq and is a predicted model, not a curated record. Lineage: Eukaryota; Metazoa; Chordata; Actinopteri; Clupeiformes; Clupeidae.